This is a messenger RNA of Onthophagus taurus, 1408 nucleotides long. NCBI's taxonomy places the organism in Eukaryota, Metazoa, Arthropoda, Insecta, Coleoptera, Scarabaeidae. The record is from RefSeq and is a predicted model, not a curated record.
AUUUGUAUUAGAUAACAUAGGAAUCAGGUCGGGUUUCUCGUUACAGUUAUCUGUAAUACUACACUACCGGCAUUGUAAUUAUUGACGUUUCUGUCAAUUUGGAGGUUAUAAUCAACAUUCCCAAAAAUAUUAUUAAAGCAUUUAAAAUGUUAUCUACUAUAACAAUUACCGAUGAAGACUGUAAAAUAAUAUUAAAUAAUUCCGAAUACAAAGAACAUCAAUACUCAGGUAAAGAAUUACUGCCAUUUACUGAAGGUAGAAGCGGUGUUUUAGGCGAACAUUACAAGUUAAAAAUAAAAUUAAAGGAAACACCGGAGGUUGUUAAAUGUUUUGUGAAACGUGUAUCAAAGUUCAAUAAAAAAGAAGAAGGAUUUUAUGGAAAAAUUGUACCAAAACUUUUUGAAUACCAAAUUGAGUCCACUAAAGAAGUUUUACCCAAGUGCUAUUAUAUAAAAAAUUCUGAGUAUAUUGUAUUAGAAGAUCUGAAUAGGUGUGGGUUUUUCUCUAUAAAUACAAAAUCUUUGUUAAAUGUAACCCAAGUUGAUCAUUUAUUAUCAUCUUUAGCAAAAUAUCAUGCAGCAAGUAUUACUUAUGAGAUUAAAAAAGGAAAGGAAUUAGAUAAAGAUUUUCAAUUAUGUGAAGAAUUUCCUGAUGAGCUUAAAGAAGUUUAUUAUCGUAAUUUUCCUGAUGGAAAAGAUGUUCUUUUAUCUAUAAAAAAUACGAUUGCAUCACAAAUUAAUUUAUUUGAAGACAUAGUAUGCAAAAGUACACCAAAAGAUAAAUUAAUUACUAGUUUAGAACAACUAUGGGAUUCAAUCAAGGAUUAUGCUAAACCAUCACAGCAAUACAAAAAUGUGAUGUGUCAUGGAGAUUUAUGGCAGUCAAAUUUAAUGUAUUCAACUUCAAAAUCACAAUUUGCUAUAAUCGAUCAACAAAUGAUAAGAUAUUGCCCACCAGCUUUAGAUGUGAUGGGCUUUAUUUAUCUUACUACAGAUAAGGAAUUAAGAAAUAAUCAUCUUAAUACUUUACUAAAAAAAUAUUAUUGUUAUUUGAGGAAUGAACUCCAAAAAUAUCAAAUAUAUUUGGAUGUUUUAAUACCAGAAGAGGAGUUUUUAAAAUCUUGUGAACAUUAUAAAUUAUUUGCAAUUAUGCAAGCAUUUAGUUAUGCCCAAAUUACUUAUAUACCAUGUCAAUUAUUUGAAAAAAUAAUGGGUGGUGAUGAUGGAAAAACGAAAUUUUUAUUCGAAAGUAGAGCUUCUGUUGUUAAAAAUUUGUGUGAAGAAGAACCUGAGUAUAAAAAGAGACAACUUGAUGUGUUGAUUGAUUUUGUUGAAUAUGCUGAGAAAAAUAUUUAAAUUCUAAUACUAUUUCAUUUUUAAGAUUUUUUCUAUUAUAAUCAUGUUAUAUU